Messenger RNA from Geosmithia morbida, 1023 nucleotides. RefSeq names its product fructose-1,6-bisphosphatase I. The record is from RefSeq and is a predicted model, not a curated record. The transcript has 3 exons. NCBI's taxonomy places the organism in Eukaryota, Fungi, Ascomycota, Sordariomycetes, Hypocreales, Bionectriaceae. Gene Ontology annotation, molecular function: fructose 1,6-bisphosphate 1-phosphatase activity. Gene Ontology annotation, cellular component: cytosol; cytoplasm. Gene Ontology annotation, biological process: fructose 6-phosphate metabolic process; fructose metabolic process; sucrose biosynthetic process. The coding region runs from base 1 to 1023 and encodes 340 amino acids.
AUGGCUUCCGGCGGCGAGACCGAAAAGGUCAACACUCACAUCAUCACCCUCACCCGCUUCCUCACAGAGGAGCAGGCCAAGCACAAGGAAGCCACCGGAGACUUUACGCUACUCUGCCAUGCCCUCCAAUUCUCCUUCAAGUCGAUCGCCUACUACAUCCGCCGCGCCACGCUCGUCAACCUGACCGGCCUCGCCGGGUCGUCCAACAUCACGGGCGACGAGCAGAAGAAGCUCGACGUCAUCUCCAACGACCUGUUCAUCGAGGCGAUGCGGUCCUGCGGCAAGGUGGCCCUGCUGGUGUCGGAGGAGGAGGACGAGAUCAUCUACUUCGGCGACGCCAAGGGCGCGCGGUACGCGGUGGCGUGCGACCCCAUCGACGGCUCCUCCAACCUGGACGCCGGCGUCUCGGUCGGCACCAUCUUCGCCAUCCACAAGCUGCCCGAGGGCUCCGAGGGCAGGAAGGAGGACAUCCUCAAGCCCGGCACCGAGCUGCUCGCCUCCGGCUUCACCAUGUACGGCGCCUCGGCCCAGCUCGUCAUGACGCUCAAGGGCGGCACCGUCAACGGCUUCACGCUCGACAAUGGCAUCGGCGAGUUCAUCCUCUCCCACCCGAACAUGCGCCUGCCCCGCUCGCGCGCCAUCUACUCCGUCAACGAGGGCAACUCGCUCUACUGGGAGGACAAGACCAACGCCUACUUCGACUCCCUCAAGAAGCCCCAGAGCGACGGCGGGAAGCCCUACAGCGCCCGCUACAUCGGCAGCAUGGCCGCGGACGCCUACCGUACCCUCCUCUACGGCGGCAUCUUCGCCUACCCCGCCGACAAGAAGAGCCCCAAGGGGAAGCUGCGUAUCCUGUACGAGUGUGCGCCCAUGGCCAUGAUCUUUGAGAAUGCCGGUGGUCAGGCCGUCGACAGCAACAUGAGGCGCAUGCUCGAAGUCACACCCGAGCACAUCCACGACCGUUCCGGCAUCUACAUGGGUAGCUAUGAUGAGAUCGAAAAGGUCAAGGCCCAUCACAAAUAA